GUGAUUGUAUGGCCCAUGCCAUGCCAACUAACAACAGUAAUAAAAUAUUAUAUAAAUAUUAAAUAUCUCAAUAGUGGUGUCCAACUUUGACCGAUUAUGUAUUUAUACACAUAAGUAUUGAUAAUAUUAAAAAGAUAUCAAAAUUUUAUUUGUCAAAAAUUGUAUCAUAGAAAUAUAAAAUUAUUAAAUUUAUAUGAAUAUAUUAGUUAAAAUAAGUGGUCAAAGUUUACCAUCUCUGACCUGAUAAACACUAAUAUAUGUAUCAAUGAGUGUUUUUCUUCCUAGCUCAUAAGCUCUCUAAAAAUAUACUCCGUAUCAUGAAUUGGAUCCUAAUAUCCAUCAAUGAUCGACAUUGAUAUAAGAAAUACUACGUAUAAAAGUGAUGGCCUACUCAAAAUGAGCAAGAGUAGGAGUAUUAAUGCAACGAAUGCAAGAAGUGAAGAAAACACAACUCUUACGAAGCAUAUAUAUAAUUCUCAAUCCUGCGCAGCUCGCUUGCUGGCCUCCUCCUGGCUUUCUCAACGGCAAAAGCUCGCCUCCUUCUGGCUUUUGCGACCACAAACUUGUCUGCUUCUAGAUCGCUGAACCACGUUCGCUCCAGAGAACCCACACCGGCAAACUCAACCAUCGCCGGCCAGUUCUUCUGAUCCGCGGUUCAUAUUUAUAUAUCUCAGGUAAUGGAAAAAGUCAACAAGAAAAAUAUUGCUAGGAACAUAGCAAAGAAGAGAGUAUCAGUUGAGUGUGAAAGAAAGUUGACAAACUAUGAGCUGCAACGGAAAGAACAAAUUCAACUGAAUAAGGAAAGGAUGCGCCAAUUAAAUAUUCCAAUUAUCUCUGAAUCAUUAUCAAGUUUGGCAGACAUCAAUGGUUCGAGAAAGAGAAAAGACAAGCCUAGAAAUGAUCCUAACUAUGAUCCUAAUGAAGAAGACAAUUCUUUAGAGGUCACAGAAAGAGUAAGCCCGGUGAAGAAGAAAAAGCAAAAGUGCAUUGCACCACUAUCACUUCACAGGGUUCUAAGGAAUAAGAGACCUCAAGGAAUGUCAACAAAUAAACCAAUGGACCAAAAUCAACCUCGGAAAGAGGUCACAACACUAUUCCAAGAUAGUCUUGUGAAUAAAGUUGCACAUAACGACGUUAUUCCAAGACAGUCUACAGAGAAUAAAAAAAACAAGACUUCACCAAGAAAUGCAGUUAUCAAUAUGGCUGAGUUUUUAAGGAAAAGAGGUGAAGAGGCUCCAAGGUCAAAUAUGCAGCCUGAAUUUGAAGAUCAUAACCGCCAUCUUGAAAAAAAUGGGCAAGGGCAUAUUGGUAUUGAUGCGUGGACAGAUGAAGAGAUUUUUGAGUUCUAUGAUGAUUUCGGUGGAACGGAAGGUGGUGACAAAGAUAUAGAAGAGAAUAUUUGUGAUGUUAUGAUUGAUGAACAUGUUGAAGAUGAAGAGAAUGAUGAACAUGUUGAAGACGACGAGAAUGAUGAUCUGAGUGAACAAGUUGAGCUUGAACAUGAGGUAACAGGCAAUGAGAUACAACAAAAACCACAUGAUUCAGAAAGAACAAAGAAAACUAGGGGUCCUACAAUGAUGCAUGCAGUACAUAUGCGAGAACAACGUGUAUGCAUUAUAUUAAAUAAGUUUGGUCAGCCAAUUGGACCGGAUGAUGCUACGCUAGAUGAAUUCUCAUCCUUUUUGGGGACAAUUGCUCAUCAUUAUUACUUUGCACCCUUGGUAGUUGGUACUUGGCGACGCAUGCCGGACAAGGACAGUAUGUGGGAUUAUGUAUUGUCCAAAUAUGAUGUUGCCCUGAAGGGAAAAAAGUGGGUAUUAAGUACAAUUGGGUCAGCCUGGAGAGUUCACAAGUGUCGAUUCAAGACAAGGCUUUGCUUACAAUACAAGGAUAAUAAGAGCAGAUGGCGUAACCGGCCAAAAGACAUUCCUGAAAAAGAUUUCCGAAUGCUCUUAAAGUUGUGGAAUUGUAAAGAUUACCAGCAAAAAUGUAAUCGUAACAAGGGUAAUCGCGCUCUUCGAAAGGAUAACCCCACGACGGGUCGCAAGUCUUAUGCUAGAGUUCGUGCAAAAUUGCAAACUACUCUUCCAAAUAGUGUUGACAUACCGUUAUCAACUAUGUAUGAAGCCACACGCAAAAGAACUGAAGGACGUCAAUAUAAAGGAUCAUAUGAAGAUACUGCUGCAAAAAUUAUUGAAAUGAAAAAUUAUGAGGAAGACAAUAAUGAAGAAGGUGAAGCUGCAGUUGAUGGGUAUGAUGUUGUUGUGUCAAAGGAGAAAAGUGGUGGUCCAAUAAUGUGUGGAAGAGGUGUUACCAAGAAAGACCUUGCUAAUACAAAAGAGACCGUGCAUCAGUCGCAUGUCAUGACUUCUAAUGAUAUGGAGACAAUCAUGAGCACUUUGAGAAAGGAGAUUGAAGAGAAAAAUGAGAAAAAGGAUGCUGAGCUAGAACAAAUGCGAAAGGAGCGUGAAGUUGAGAAACAGAAGAUGGAUUUGAUUCUAGCAAAA
Cuscuta epithymum is the source of this 2507-nucleotide messenger RNA. NCBI's taxonomy places the organism in Eukaryota, Viridiplantae, Streptophyta, Magnoliopsida, Solanales, Convolvulaceae. The record is from the annotation of a GenBank genome assembly.